Polyodon spathula (Mississippi paddlefish) is the source of this 5544-nucleotide messenger RNA. Its product is annotated as myosin-IIIa-like. The transcript is spliced from 34 exons. Gene Ontology annotation, molecular function: cytoskeletal motor activity; ATP binding; protein kinase activity. Lineage: Eukaryota; Metazoa; Chordata; Actinopteri; Acipenseriformes; Polyodontidae. The coding region runs from base 9 to 5066 and encodes 1685 amino acids. Gene Ontology annotation, biological process: protein phosphorylation. Gene Ontology annotation, cellular component: myosin complex. The record is from RefSeq and is a predicted model, not a curated record.
UCUGAAAGAUGUUUCCGGUAUCGGGGAAAUCCAUCGUCUUUGACAGCUUUCCAGAUCCUUCUGAUACCUGGGAGAUUAUCGAGACCAUUGGGAAAGGGACAUACGGCAAAGUCUUCAAAGUGGUGAACAAGAUUAAUGGAAGCAAGGCAGCUGUGAAGGUUCUGGAUCCGAUCCAUGAUUUUGAUGAGGAAAUUGAAGCCGAGUACAACAUCCUCAGAGCACUUUCUGACCAUUCCAAUGUGGUCAAAUUCUAUGGAAUGUUCUACAAAAAAGAUGCCAAAAUCGGGGAUCAGCUGUGGCUCGUCCUGGAGCUUUGCGAUGGAGGCUCAGUAACAGAUCUUGUAAAAGGUUUGCUGAAGCGGGGCGACAGAAUGGAUGAAGCAAUAAUUGCCUACAUUAUACAUGAAGCUCUUAUGGGGCUUCAGCAUUUACACAGCAACAAGACUAUCCAUCGUGACGUCAAGGGCAACAACAUCCUAUUAACUACCAAGGGAGGAAUUAAACUGGUGGAUUUCGGUGUCUCUGCCCAACUGACCAGCAGUCACCUUCGCAGGAAUACCUCAGUGGGCACUCCUUUUUGGAUGGCACCAGAGGUAAUUGCAUGCGAACAGCAGCUGGAUUCUACCUAUGAUUCAAGGUGUGAUGUCUGGUCUCUUGGUAUCACUGCCAUUGAGCUGGGAGAUGGAGAUCCACCACUUGCGGAUCUGCAUCCCAUGAGAGCACUCUUUAAAAUACCAAGAAACCCACCAUCAACCCUUCAUCAACCAGAACUGUGGUCUGCAGAUUUUAAUGACUUCAUUUGCAAAUGCCUGAUUAAGGACUUUGAGCAGCGUCCCAACGUGCUAGACCUCUUGCAACAUGAUUUUAUCAAACAAGUCGGAGGAAAAGAGAACAUCCUACAAAAGCAGUUGAUGGAACUCAUAGACCUCAACCAACAAAUGGGACUCAUUGAGAAAACCAGGCAUGAACGUAUUCAUACAAAGAAAUGCAGCUACAUGAAGUCUUUAAAUUCCAACCUGGAUGAUGUGGAUGAUUUAGCAACUUUAGAAAUACUCGAUGAAAACACCGUCACAGAUCAGCUGCAGAACCGUUAUUCCAAGAAGAAACUCUAUACCUAUGUGGGAGAUAUUCUCAUCGCAGUCAAUCCAUUCCAGAAGAUGGAUCUCUACACCCCACAGUACACUAAAAUGUACAUUGGAGCCAAGCGGACUGCAAAUCCGCCACACAUCUUUGCUGUUGCUGAUAUCGCCUAUCAGUCCCUGGUUUCCUACAAUGCAGAUCAGUGCAUUGUAAUCAGUGGGGAGAGUGGAGCUGGGAAAACUGAGAGUGCCCAUCUUUUAGUCCAGCAGCUCAUGGUUCUUGGGAAGGCCAACAACAGAACACUUCAAGAAAAGAUACUCCUGGUGAACAGUCUGGUGGAGGCCUUUGGGAACGCCUGCACUGUUAUAAAUGACAACUCCAGCAGGUUUGGCAAGUACUUGGAAAUGAAGUUCACUUGUGGAGGGACAGUGGUUGGAGCCCAGAUCUCCGAAUACCUCCUAGAGAAAUCCAGAGUCAACCAUCAGGCUUUAGGGGAGAGGAACUUUCACAUUUUCUAUUAUGUUUAUGCUGGCCUGGCAGAGAGGAAGAAGCUAGCACAUUAUAAGUUAUCAGAUAACAAAAUUCCAAGGUAUCUUCAAAAUGAGCAUAUUAAACUGGUCCCAGACAUCAUAAACAAUUCAUUCUACAAGGAGCAGUUUGAAUCAGUUGAACAGUGCUUCAAAGUUAUAGGUUUUUCCCUUGAGGAACUGGGGAGUGUUUACAGUGUACUAGCAGCCAUUUUAAAUGCCGGCAACAUUGACUUUACAUCAGUUUCCUCGGAGCAUCAGACUGACAAAAGCAAUAUUUCAAACCCUGACGUACUGGAGAGCGCUUCCUCUUUGCUUUGUAUCCGGGCGGAUGAGCUGCAGGAAGCCCUCACCUCUCACUGCGUGGUGACUCGCGGAGAGACAAUCGUACGCCCCAAUACUGUAGAGAAGGCAGGUGAAGUACGAGAUGCCAUGGGCAAGGCUUUAUACGGACGUCUUUUUAGUUGGAUAGUCAACCGCAUCAACUCAUUACUCAAGCCUGACACUCUGCUGAGUGAAGAAGACAAGGGGUUGAAUAUUGGACUUCUUGAUAUAUUUGGCUUUGAGAACUUCAAGAGAAACUCGUUUGAGCAGCUCUGCAUUAACAUUGCUAAUGAACAGAUCCAGUUUUACUUCAAUCAGCACAUAUUUGCCUGGGAGCAGAAUGAGUACUUGAAUGAAGAAGUUGAUGUUCGUUUGAUUGAGUAUGAGGACAACAGGCCUCUUCUGGACAUGUUUCUACAGAAGCCAGUGGGCUUGCUUUCAUUGCUGGACGAGGAGAGUCGAUUCCCACAAGCUACUGACCAGACUCUUGUUGAAAAGUUUGAAGUUAACCUUAAAACAAAGAACUUUUGGAGGCCUAAGAGGGUUGAGUUAAGCUUUGGAAUUCAUCACUAUGCAGGAAAGGUUCUUUACAAUGCCAGUGGCUUUCUAGCAAAGAACCGAGAUACCCUGCCUGCCGAUAUUGUCCUUCUGCUGAGGUCUUCAGAAAACGACUUGAUCCGAAAGCUUGUGACGAAUCCACUCACUAAGACAGGUAACCUGGCCCACACAAAGGGUAAAGUGGUAUCAACCAAUCAAACCCACACAUCUCCACGAUCCCCGAAUAGUACCAAGGGUGAUGGUGGAGAGGCAACCCAUCCCAGAGAGACAACCAACAUGAGAACUCAGACGGUGGCAUCAUAUUUCCGUUAUUCUCUCAUGGACCUCUUGUCUAAGAUGGUGGCUGGUCAGCCUCAUUUUGUCCGGUGCAUUAAACCCAACAAUGACCGGCAGGCCAGCAAGUUUGACAGUGAGAAGGUGCUGGUUCAGCUUCGGUACACUGGGGUUCUGGAAACAGCAAAGAUUCGCGGGCAGGGCUUUUCCCAUCGUAUCCUCUUUGCAAACUUCAUUAAAAGAUACUCUAUGCUGGCCUUCCGGUCCAAUGAAGAUCCUCCAGUAAGCCCUGAAACAUGUGCUGCCAUUCUAGAAAAAGCUAAACUUGACAACUGGGUUUUAGGAAAAACAAAACUGUUCCUGAAGUACUACCAUGUUGAGCAUUUGAACCUGAUGGUGAAGGAGACGAUUGACAGAAUAGUCCUUGUGCAGGCCUGUGUGCGAGGGUGGCUCGGAGCCAAAAGAUACCGGAAAAUGCAGGAGAAGAGAGAGCAAAGUGCUGUAGUUCUCCAGUCAGCUUACAGGGGUCACAAAGUCCGGAAAGACCAUUCCAAUGACAGAAAUAAAGUAAAGACUGGGGGCUUUAUCACCCAACUUCAAGCUGUUUGCCGAGGAUACCUUGCAAGAAAGCAUUACAAGGAAGUAGUCAAUGAGAAAAAUAAAGCUGCUGCAAUAAUCCAAGCUCGCUACAGAGGACACAAGGACAGAAAGAGCUUCAGAAGAAAAAGGGAAGCUAUAAUGAAGGAAAAGGAAGAGGAGGAGGCAAAGUCUUUUCAAGAACAGCCCAGUGUUGAAAAAGUUCAAGAGGGUGAAGAUGGGUCUGUAAAUGGUGACACAGAGAGUGGUGGCCAGCAGCAAGGUGAUAAGGAUGACACUAAAGCAGCUAUUGUUUUGCAGAGCAACUACAGGGGAUACAGGGAGAGGAAACGGAUGAAAGAAAGACGCCAAAAUGCAGAUGUUGCUUGUACAGACCUACCACCGCCUGUGGCAAUGGAAGAGGUGGAACAGAAUGAAACCCAGGAGGCAGAAAAUAACACUGUGGACACAGAGGGGGAGGAGGAGGCCAGAGCAGCAACCGUCAUUCAGAGCAACUUCCGGGGGCAUCGGGAAAGGCGUAUGCUUGAGGAAGAGGGGAAGAUCCCAGUCAGGGCAAAAAAGACGACAGAUGUCGAGCAGAAACAGCAAACACCCAGAGGUUCUGUUAAAUCUGAGUCGAUGCAACAGCAGGCCAAAGAGACUGAAGGAGAUGAGGGGGAGGAAGCCAAAGCUGCCAUUGUUAUCCAGAGUAACUUUCGGGGGCACAAAGAGAGAAGGAGGCUCCAGCAAGAGGGUAAAAUACCAAACAAGAGAAAGGAGGCGGUCAAAGGGGAGUCUGCGAAGGAGGCCCCGGCAGUGACUGUAGAGUUUCCAGAGCCGCCUUCGGAUGAAGCUGGAGCUGAGGAAGAGAAAGCAGCAACGGUCAUCCAGAGCAAUUUCAGAGGGCACCGAGACAGGAAGAGGUUGAAGGAGGAAAGGGAUUUGCAUGGUAGAAAGGAAGCUGUGGGGCAGGUCAAGCCAGAACCUGAACCUCCUACAGAGCCCACCAUCCCCGAAACUGAAAACCCUGAAGUUCAGCAAGAGGAAGAAGCAGCUGCUGUGAAAAUCCAGAGCAACUUCCGAGGCUACAAAGACAGGAAAAAUCUCAAAGAGGCAUCGGAAAGAGAAAGGCAGGAACUGGAGACUUUUUCUAAACAGAUUACCAAGUUAUCACAAAACUACCUGACACUGCAGAAAAAACUGAAUGACAUCAUCUUGGCCCAACAGCAAAGGCCCUUAGACCACAGCAUGUAUGUCAGAGAACCACAGAUGAAUGGCUACUCUUCUUCACAAAAUCAACAAGUAGAUCAUAAGCAAACAAGAACACCUAGAAGGAGCCAGCAACCAAAAACACUGAAUAGCCCAGAAGACUCCACUUACUAUAAUCUAAUACACAGAUCGGUUCAGGAUGAUAAACUGAGGCCAAGGAAGCAAAGUGCCAGGAAAUUGUUGGAUAAUGAAGACCCUUAUUACAAGGAGCCUUCAUCCAAUCAGUCAUUCCCAAAGAACAAUAAUUGUUCGGUCGCAGAGAGAAAGCCCUCUUCUGAAAGAGAACCUGACAGAAAGCCAUCUUCAGAACCAGAGGAUCCAGCCUUCAAACAAUCUGGCAGGCAAGCAGUUACAAAAAUGCCCUUGACAGAAAAUGUGGAGGACGAGGAUAAUCCUUACGACUACAGGAAACUGCUCCGGAAAACCUCUCAACGAAACAGACUCAUUAAACAAUUCUAGCUUUCGUUCAGGUCUGCGUUAGUCUUUCAUAAGCUUAAGCAAUCUUUGCACUGUGUAUUUUUGGUAAGAAUCUUCCUAUUUUGGCUUAAAAAUGUAUACAUAUUCAAUAUCAACUAACUGUGCAAAAAUGCUAUGUUUUUAAUACUGUAAGUGGAUUGUUCUUUUGUGUAAAAGCCAAAUAUUAAGGUUAUUCUUGAGGAAAUGUAUUUCAAUAUCUGUUAUCUGGCUGCAAUGCUUUAACAGUGAAAAUGUUUUAACUAGUUGAAUAAUGAAUGUUUAUUUAUUUUAAAAUGUCUAAGAUAAAACAUUAGUAUGUAUUAGACCAUAACCUAACCUUAAAUGUGGUACUGUUAUGGCUAACGAUCUGCUAUUAACUUCCAUGUUAAAAUAUAUCAUUUGCAAUAUUUAUUGCAGUAUUGUGUUUUUAUUACAUCUUUUACAACUCAGUGAAUAGUGGGUUCUGCUGCUAAAGAGCCCU